GCCUCGGUCGGACCGACUCGCCGCUUGCUCCUCCGGUCCCUCCUCGUGCUGUCCUCGCCGUGCACGCGCGUGGUACCCACGGUCGUGAGGAGGAGGAGGAUGUUGCGCGUGAAGGGGAAAUGGCUGCCGAAAACAAGCCGGAAGGACUGAAGAAAGUUCGUAAUCCGGAUCGAAUGUACAGAUCAGCAGUGUGUUAUGCUGGCCAUGGUCCACCUAAGAAUAUCAGUGAUGACACAGAGACGAACAAUGAACAUGGACAUUUGAAAAUAUACCUGCCCAAGAAGCUGCUUGAAUGUCUACCAAAAUGCACGUCGCUGCCAAAGGAGAGACACCGGUGGAACACUAAUGAGGAGAUCGCGGCUUACUUGAUAACAUUUGAAAAGCAUGAAGAAUGGCUAACGACAUCCCCUAAAACAAGGCCGCAGAAUGGGUCGAUGAUACUGUACAAUAGGAAGAAGGUGAAGUACAGAAAGGAUGGCUACUGCUGGAAGAAGAGGAAAGAUGGGAAGACCACACGGGAGGAUCACAUGAAGUUGAAAGUGCAGGGAGUUGAGUGUCUGUAUGGCUGCUACGUCCACUCCUCCAUCAUCCCUACCUUCCACCGUAGGUGCUACUGGCUUCUCCAGAACCCUGAUAUUGUGCUCGUCCACUAUUUGAAUGUUCCAGCGAUCGAGGAUUGUGGGAAACCAUGUGGACCUAUCCUGUGUUCCAUCAAUACAGACAAGAAAGAGUGGGCCAAGUGGACCAAGGAGGAACUGAUCGGCCAGCUCAAACCCAUGUUUCAUGGCAUCAAGUGGACUUGCAGCAAUGGGAACAGCAGCUCUGGCUUCUCAGUGGAGCAGCUAGUGCAACAGAUUCUGGACAGCCACCAAACUAAGCCACCUCCCCGGACUCACAACUGCCUCUGCACGGGCACCCUGGGUGCAGGAAGCAGUGUGCACCACAAAUGCAACAGUGCCAAACACCGCAUUAUCUCCCCAAAAGUGGACCCCCGCUCAGGGGGAUACAGCAGUGCCCACUCAGAGGUACAGAACAACGAUGUGUCUGAGGGGAAGACAGAGCACAGUGCCCAUGGUGGAGGAAAAAGCUCUGGGGGAGGGACUGGAGGGGGUAGCACCAGGGAGAAACGCAAUGGCAAAGUCCACAAGCCUGUCCUGCUACACCAGAACAGCACAGAGGUGUCAUCUACAAACCAGGUUGAGGUCCCUGACACCACCCAGAACUCACCUGUCUCCAUCAGCAGCGGCCUCAACAGCGAUCCGGACAUGGCUGAUAGCCCUGUGGUGACAGGGAUGAGUCAUGUGGCCUCUGUCAUGUCUGGCCUGUCUCAGAGUGUCUUUAUGUCUGAGGUCCCUGGAGACCCUGUCUACAGCAUGUCUCCUACUGGGGGUCCAAAUACUCACCUCAUGGGUGCAGAUGCCACUUCACAGGGCCUGGUGCUGUCUGUGACCUCUGAUCGUCACAAAUUUGCUUUCCCCAGUGGAGGUGUAGGAGAACCUGGGACUACCACUGCAGGAGACAGUCUUUCCAUGUUGUCUACAGCUGGGGUGUCUGAGGAACUGGUGCUCUCCAGCAGUCUGGACUCGGGAACCAUCAAGAUCCCAGAAACUAAUAUGAACUUUGAUCCCGACUGCUUCCUGAACAACCCCAAACAAGGCCAGACCUAUGGAGGCAGCGCAAUGAAGACAGAGGGAAACUCCUCCACCUCGUCUUCCUCUGGUGGCGGUGCUAGCACCAAUGGCAGUCUACAACGCUCCCCCACCAUGUCAGAUAACACCUACACUUUCAACUCAGCUCUCGUAAAGAACAUCAAAACGGAAGAUACAUCAUUUGAACAGCAGCUGGCCAAGGAGAGUGGCUACCAGGUGGGGGCAGUAGUGAACUGUGGCAGUGGCGUAUCUGUGUCAUCUGGUGCUGGUUCAGGUCAGGGCAGCCUCAGUCUGACAGCCACGGGCUCCCUGCUUCCAUCUGGAGGUGGUUUGAGUCCCAGCACUACCUUGGAGCAAAUGGAUUUCAGUGCCAUCGAUGCCAAGCAAGACUAUACGUCCAGCACUACCACAGUGAGCUAUGGUCAAGCCAUGUCCAGUCCUCACAUGCAACAUCAGAAUCGUUCACCCAGCUUCUUCCUCCAGGAUGCAUCUCAGACCAGCCAGACUCAGCAGGGGAGGCCCAACAUAGGCCAGAAAACACAUUUGAUGGAGCACAACUCCCAUGACUCUGGAGCUUAUAUGGGGCUACAAGUUGUAAAAACAGACUCACCUGGCAGUAAUGGCCACCUUCAUCACCACCAUCAGACCCAUCAGACCCAGCACAGAACCAACUGCAAUGGAGGCUCACCCACAGAAGGGCCUGGCCAGGCUGGCUCCCUCCAGCUGCUACAAUACCAGGGGACCUUUCCUGGGCUGGGCACUGAGCAUGAGGAGGUGGUUGGUCUAGAGCAACCUGGGAGUGUGAAUUCAGCUCAGACUGGAGCCACCGAGAAUGGAGCUGAAAAUCUACUCAAAGCAGGUGAUCACAUCCAGGGAUGUGGGGCAGGAAAUGGAGAGAGAGGAGGAACAGAACGCUACCUACAGCAGGCUUCAGAUGGUGGCGGAGGAGGGACAGGAGGUGCGGGUGAAGGGGUCGCAGUUCAUAAUGGAAACAAUAACAGCGAUAGCAACAACCACCCCCAACAGCAACAGCAGCUGCAGCCUCUUCUCCAAGGCACUGGCAUGGUGCAGGGACUCUACAAUGCUGUAGGAACCCACCAGGGUCUGGGUGGAGCGGCCAGUAACGGAGGAGCAGGAGGGACAGGCAUGGAGAUAAGUCUGGAUCACUUUGACAUCUCUUUUGGAAACCAGUUUUCUGACCUCAUUAAUGACUUCAUCUCAGUGGAUGGUAGUGGAACAGCCAUGUCAGCUGGAGGGACCUUAUAUGCUCACCAGCUUGUCACAUCUCACAACUCAGAUAACCAGACCACAGCUGGUGGACCCCCACAGCAGGGCCAGGAAGAUGGAGGAGCCAGGGGCUCUGGUUACAGCCCCUCGGAGCUCUGCCUCCAACCCUGCUGCAGCCCCCAGUCUUUAAGUGGAGGGGCCAGUGCAGGAGGAGGCACAGGAGAGACAGGCUCAUUGUCCUACAUGAAUGUAGCAGAGGUGGUUUCUGCAGCUGUAGCCCAGGGUGCUCUGGGGAUGCUCCAGGCCACAGGCCGUCUUUUCAUGGUCACUGACUACUCCCCUGAGUGGUCCUACCCUGAGGGUGGAGUUAAGGUGCUGAUCACUGGGCCAUGGCAAGAGGCCACCUCAAAUUACAGCUGUUUGUUUGACCAGAUCUCAGUUCCAGCUUCUCUUAUCCAGCCAGGGGUGCUGCGUUGUUACUGCCCAGCUCAUGAUACAGGUCUGGUGACACUACAGGUGGCUGUCAGUAACCAGAUCAUCUCCAAUUCAGUGGUGUUUGAGUAUAAGGCCCGCGCACUUCCUUCACUGCCAUCAUCUCAGCACGACUGGCUUUCUCUGGAUGAUAACCAGUUCAGAAUGUCUAUCCUGGAGCGCUUGGAGCAGAUGGAGAGGAGGAUGGCAGAGAUGGCCAGCCACCAGCAAACGAGCGGUGCAGGGAGUGGCGGAGCUGGGGGAGGAACCGGGGAGGAGGGGAGGGGGAGGAGCUCCUUUGAGAGCCGUGUUGUGGUGGUCUGCGAGAAGAUGAUGAGCAGAGCUUGCUGGGCCAAGUCCAAGCAUUUAAUCCACUCCAAGACCUUCAGAGGCAUGACACUCCUUCAUCUGGCUGCAGGCCAGGGCUACGCCACCCUCAUCCAGACACUCAUCAAGUGGCGUACAAAGCAUGCUGAUAGUAUUGAUUUGGAGUUAGAAGUGGACCCUCUCAAUGUGGAUCACUUCUCGUGCACACCUCUGAUGUGGGCCUGUGCGCUGGGUCACCUGGAGGCAGCGGUGGUACUAUACAAAUGGGACAGACGUGCCCUAGCUAUCCCAGAUUCUCUAGGCCGCUUACCCCUGUCAAUUGCCCGCUCACGUGGCCAUACCAAAUUGGCAGAGUGUCUGGAGCAGUUACAGAGGGAAGAGCAGCAACCGCCAGCCCCUCUACCACCUACAACUCGCAUGUCUUUUUCCCCAGCCCCUGAUGCCCCCACCACAGACAGCUGGAUGGUCAGCUGGGCAAACACCAGUGUAGUAGCACCAAGUGGCAAGAAAGGAUGUCCUGCCACCACAACAACCACACCCAGCACUACCAGCCUCAAUCCAGACUUGAGAAGGCCAAGGUCAGAACCCUCCAACUACUACAGCAGCGAGGGCCAAAGAGACCUCCCACUAGCUAAAAAACAUAAACCCAACCCAGAACUGUUUCAAACUCGGCCUGACAAGGCCAUGUCUGUUCCUUUGAGCCUGGAGCAGCAACAGCUGCAUAAGCUGUCCUCGAGUACUAAGAGCCUGUCCUCAGAAGUCCUGAGCUCAGACAAAGGACUGUCUACUGGAGGCAGCACAGGGACAGCAAGAUGGACCUCCAGAGAGAGUUUCUCCAGCAGCAGCAACUUGGGAAGGAAGGCGCUGGGUGUCAGUGGAGGCAGCAGCUUGGGGAAGGAGAAACUGGCCAACCGGUUACGGCAGCGGGAACAGUUAGGGAUGCUAGUGAUGUCAGAAAGUGAAAUGGCUGAUUCAGAGCUGCUAUCAUAUCGGGAGGAUCUAGAGAACCAGGACUGCCUCACACAGAUGGAUGACCUGCAGGUAAAUAUGAUGACUCUGGCUGAGCACAUAAUUGAAGCAACACCAGAGAGAAUCAAAAGGGAGAACUUCACCGCUGCAGACUCUGUGCCCUUAGACACAUCAGGGGUCAGCAACACCAUGAACUGGCUGGCCAACUACCUGGGAGACGUAGAACAGCUGCCAAGCAUCAUACAUCUACGAUCUCUGUAUAAUGAACCCCUGACCCCAUCAUCUAACCCCAGUUUGAGCCCCGGAGGGUCUCCGUUGAGAGAGGGCCCCCUGGAAAGGUCAACACUUCCUUCCCCAGCUGACUGGAGUGAGUUCAUCAAUGCCUCCAACAGCAAAGUGGAGCGAGACCUGGCCCAGCUGACUCUGUCAGAUCCAGAGCAGAGAGAGCUAUAUGAGGCGGCCCGCCUAGUCCAAACUGCCUUCCGCAAGUACAAGGGGCGGCCGCUCAGAGAGCAACAAGAGGUAGCUGCUGCUGUUAUACAACGUUGUUACAAGAAGUACAAACAGCUAACAUGGAUAGCCUUGAAGUAUGCACUUUAUAAGAAGAUGACGCAGGCCGCCAUCCUUAUCCAGAGUAAAUUCCGCAGCUACCACGAACAGAAGAAGUUCCAGCAGAGCAAGAGGGCUGCCGUGCUCAUUCAGCAAUACUACCGCAGCUACAAGGAGUUUGGCAGGCUGAAGCCACACCACCGUGGGGCUGCUGCUGCUCUGGUGCAGCACAAACUAAGAAGUAGUCUGCUCACAAAGAGGCAGGAUCAGGCUGCCAGGAAGAUUAUGAGGUUCCUACGACGUUGUCGCCACAGCCCCUUGAUGGACCAUAGACUGUUCAAGCGGGGUGAAAGAAUUGAAAAGGGCCAGGGAACAUGAGACCCCUCAGAAGAGCUCCCUUGCGAUGUGACAUCACUCUCCUGACUCCUCUUUUCUUUUUUGUUUGUACCCGAGACAUUUUACAAGAGAAACUGAGAGAAAAAAAAAGAAACACCACCAAUGCAAGCACUGCAAUUAUUACUACUACUGCAGUGUUACUGGUUCAACUAUGAUUACAUGUACAACAGCAUUUUUUUCACAUAUCUAUUCUUUCCACUGACUUGAUUUUGGUUGGAGAGUGGCAACUUCUACAGGAUUAUAAACUAAAAGGGUAGGGGUGGGGGUGCAGAACAUUUGCUUCUUGGCAUUUUUUGCACUUUUUCAUGGAUUGCUUUGUCUUUUUUUGAAUAUGAAGAGGAUUUGGACAGUGAAGGAAGCAAACGCGGGACAAGAGGUGUAAACUGUGGCUGCUGCAGAAGAUCUCAGAGGACAGAGAGACCAUGCAGAAAUACUCUGAGCUCUAAUUGUAUUUCAUAAUUUUUUAAGUGACCAAUCAAUUCAUUUGAAGAAGGGAUUUUUUUUUACCAAAUAUAUUAAUAACCCACACACCCACUUCUAUCCACUGCUGUAGAUUAAUAUUCAGCUUAGCUCAACAAUUCCUCCUGUCCCACUGUGCUCUACCCCACCAGUCUACCCACACAGGUGGAGCUACAAAUGAAUGUAGUUGGGGGUUUACCAUACUGAAGCAGAUGGGGGAUCAAACAUUUGUUUUAAGAUUUCUUUUUUUAAAAAAAACUAUGCUUUAUCAUAUAUAUAUUGUCACUUUAUUACUUGAAUUGUUCCAUAAUGUCCAAUGUAUUUCUUCCAUCAUGUCCAAUGUAUUGGUGAUCUGUAUCUUCAGGCUAUAUGUUGUUAAAUCCUACCAAGAAAAAAAUGCAUGACUUCUUGGCAAGAAAAGUCUUUGCUUGUGUGCUUUGGUCUAGUCUUUCAGCCUAUCCUCUGGUUUUGGUUUUGUUUCCACUCUAGUGGUCCACAUAUCUGUACUCUUCUCUAUGAAUUUCAACAUUUCAUUGAUGAAGCUAUCCCUGUAUUGUCCGAUUUCUUUGUAUUUCAUUUUGGUUUGCCUUGUUGGUUUGAUUGCUCCUUUGAAACCUACAAAGUGGAAAAAAAACUGGCUUAUUUUGUGUUGUAAUGGUUAUGGUCAUGCAGGUUAUUACUGUUUUUUUGAAGUGAACUUCAGAGCCUGUGAAGGUUUUUGAGGGGAAGAUCACAUACAUUGCCUUGACGUCUUAGAGAUUCUUUGAGGGGUCCCUAAGCUUGUCCCAAAAUAGGGGUUUGACAAAUCCAUAUUUUUGACAAUUGAGCGAUUUCUGUAUAUAAAGAAGGCUGAAAGUACGUAGGGAUUAAAAAAAAAAAACAUGUACCCAAGGGGGAUUGUAUUUUAGAAAUAUAUUAUUUUAUUCAUUAAAAUGGGUCAAAAACAGGUAAGAGACAAAAACAGAAUAUUUGUAUAGUUUCGUUUGAAUGCCUAAGAAGUAUGGUUGUAUUGUUUGUAUAUAGUGUAAAUACCUGGGAUAAAAAUGAGCUAUGUGCAUGAAAAGUAUGAACAGAGUCAAAAGGGAAAAAAACAACAAAAGCAGUAGUGGCUAUGCUCUGUAAAAUUAAAACUAUUUCACUAUUAGAGUAUUUUAUUUUAUUUUGAUUGUUCUUGAGAAGAACAUUUUGCUAAAGCAUGAUAUUAUUGCAAUAUGAAAAAGUAAAAAAUACUGUAUUUAGUGUUAGGAGAAGUCUUCAAAAUUAUCUUAAAACAAGUAUGGUUGUGUUUAUUUUAUUUUAUUUUCAUUUCUUUCUUUUGGGCUACCAAGAACCUUUUGCCAAUGGUGCCAAGGUAUGUGAAUGCUAUAUAGCUUAAGAAGAAAAUUAAGUUAAUUUUUGCAGAACAGAUAAUCAUCCAGUGAAAUACACACUAGCACUGAAGAUCAUCACAUCAAAACUGGCAGAGGAUCGCAAAAACGUUAAGGUACACAGUUUGCAAAGAAAGUCAUAUUCGAGCUGAAAGCAUUUAAGUCUGUCACGCGUGCACCAUUUCUACAGAUAAAUAGAGCAUUUAUCAAUCAUCGAAUACACCGUAACGAACUUGAGUUACUUUUUUUGUUGUCAUUGCAAAUGGAAUGUGCUGAUUUCUCAUUGCUGAGGUAUUAUCUGAUCUUUAAGAUUGUAAAUGGCAGCCUUGCCCGUGGUGUACAUAUAAAACAAUUCACAUUAUUACUCUGUCACCUGAUAAAGAUGGGAGUAAACAUGCAAACUUCAAUUUACAGUGUGCUGCAUCGACCGACACUUGGAGAAUUCAUUGUUCCUCAUAGUCGAGUUGUGACGGCCAUUUCUCUGUACGGUGUUUCGGUUAAAAGCACUGGAUCAAGGCUGCCAGAGUCUAAAUAUAUAUGUUGUAUUCCAUGUCAAAAAAACACGUUUAGUUAAAAACCACAUGUAGCAUUAUGUCCAUGACCACAUUUCUUUGCCAAGCAGCUGAAAACAAGUUUGCAAAAUGAACUGUGUCAGCAGUCAAAGGUGCUAAAACGAUUCUAAACAGAAGGAUGGCACUGAAAGUAGUCACUGUCCUCACUACAGAGUCCAAACAACUGCAGAAACUAAAGUGCAAACCAGUGCACUAGUGCCAUUUGUAAUUAUGAAAGAUAAGAUGCAUUUUGUGCAUCGGGUUAUUUAUAAAAUGAUAGUAUAGCAGAGAAAAUGUAAUUGGGAUGGAGGAACAAUUUAAGAGAUAACAACAGUAAAGCUGCUGGUUCAGAGGUGCCUGUUGGCUGCUGUUUAAUCCCUAUUAUAUAUUACCACCAUAGUCUAUUCUGUAUCCAAGUAUUGAUACGUGAUUAUUCAGCCAAGUGCCACUGGAAAACUUGAGUUUUGUUUAGUGAACUGUUGUCAUGUUUGUUAAAUUAUAAUUAAGCCAAAUGUGUAUUUUUCCAAUUUAUUUACUUGAGUCACUGUUUUUUUAAUUGUUUGUUUUUCGCUGUUGUUUUUCCAGUCACCUGAAAUGUAAACUUAAUUUCCAGAGUGUUUAUGUAGGAAGUGCCUAUAUUCAUAUCCUAAAAACAGUAAUCCAGUUUCAGAAUACUUGCAUUGUAUCUGAGGUUGAUGUGAGAGAACACGGUCACCCACAGACAGUGCUGUAUCUUCUACAUAAAUACACACGAUCGCCACUGUUAUACCAUUCCACUCACCAAAGCCACAAUUAUAUGCCUGCACACAACACUAUUAAUACAGCACUCAAGCUUGUCGACAUGCUAGCUUUUUUCUUUGUUUGUUUUUGCCUUCUUUUCCAUUUUUUGCUGGAACAGCUUGUUAAAAACCACAUUUAGAAAUGCCACUACUGGAGUUUGUUGCCUUGCAUUCAUCCUCUAGUCUGUGGUUAGAAUGCAUAGCCAAUGCAAUGUUGCGGCAAAAAGGAGAAGGAUUUAUUAUGCUUGCAUGGGUAAAAUAGUUAACUGGGUGACAGAAGUGCACCUAAAGCAUGCUUAUUUUCCUAGAAUCGGUAGUCAGAUAGACUUGUUAAAGGACUUACUGUUCUGUAAAGCAAUGAACAUUGGUUUGAGGUGUCACAGAACUCAGAAAGACAGAGGGCACGUGACUGAAGGGCAAACCUACUAAUUGAGCCAGUGAUCAAUACUCAGUAGCUACUGAUGAUUUCAUGGCAAAGCAUGAGGACGGGAUUGUUUUUAGACAAGCUCUAACUUUUUAGAUGGUUUCUUUUGUUUUUGUUUUUUGAAAUCCUUUUUAAUCAGUAGACUCCCAACUUCAAAUAAGACAAAAGGACAAGGGUAGAGACAUUGUGACAGUAUAUAUAGCAACUAAAUGACACACGGUACACACAAACACACGCACAAGACACUGCACAGCACACAUGCAGACAUGUCAGGUGUCAAUUUCACUUGUACAUUGAGUGGUGAAGGCAGCAUUUUUUUUUUUUUUUUUACCCAGACUGAGGGACUGGUUCACCUCCCUUCUGUAUUUUACUCAGGGUGCCAAAACGGGGAGGAGGAAACAGAGCAGGACAUGUGAUUCACAGCAAGAGAAGCUGAAAUUCAAAACCCCUUCUAGCAGACAAACAGGUUCAACAGUGCAAGAGUGAGAUCUUUAACACGGCUUGCUGUAGUGUAUGAACAAUUUCCUCAAAAUAACCUCAGUACACACAGUACUAGAGCCCUGAAAUGAUGGUUGUUUAUGUAUAUGUCUUUAAGAUAAAUGAUUUGACGCUUUUUCGUAGAAAGCUGUCAUAUUAUUGUGUAACUUUGGCCACUUCUUUAGGCCUUUAUAAUUCAUUUAGGUGACAGUGUAGAGGGUAUUUAUGAUUAAGAGUGUAGCUGUAUGAAAAGCUUAAAUCUUGUUUUUACUGCCAUUUGUGAAUGGGACGGCAGGUUAGCUGACAGUAUUACCAAUUUCGAGAUGUUCUGUGAAUUGACCUGAGAAUCUGCCUUUCCUCCUCUUCUUUUUCCGAAGCACCCCAACCAGAGAAAGGUAGGCACAUCAGGACAACAGAACACAAACAGAUUUACAGUAUAUUCCACUUGUUGACACAGAGCAAUAAAGAACUAUUUUGUGGAGACCUUAUAGACCUAGCAAAGUUUAAAAUGAUUGGACACAUGUAGUCGACUUACUCUUAUGCAAAUGCCAG
This is a messenger RNA of Oreochromis niloticus (Nile tilapia), 10197 nucleotides long. It is a transcript of the gene camta1a, whose product is annotated as calmodulin binding transcription activator 1a. The transcript has 24 exons. Gene Ontology annotation, biological process: regulation of transcription by RNA polymerase II. Gene Ontology annotation, molecular function: transcription coregulator activity; double-stranded DNA binding; protein binding. The coding region runs from base 120 to 5570 and encodes 1816 amino acids. The record is from RefSeq and is a predicted model, not a curated record. Gene Ontology annotation, cellular component: nucleus. Lineage: Eukaryota; Metazoa; Chordata; Actinopteri; Cichliformes; Cichlidae.